AUGUCGACACCGACUUUGGCCGAGAAGCUCGAUAAGAUCAAGUCACCUGGUCUGCAAGGGCAGCAGAGGAACGUGGUCGUCCUCCGAGCCGUCGAGUCAACCCUCAAAGAACAAAAUGCCGCCGCCAUCCCGACCGCUUAUUUUGCGGCUCUCCUAGCCUUGAUGCAGCAGGCAAUCAGCAACGGAAAUGUAAACAUCGAAUUGGCCACGCCCGUGGUUUACUUGUUGGACGUUGUGACGCCCUACGCCCCGCAGCCUUUACUGCGAUCCAAGUUCACUCAGAUACUCACCCUGCUCGCACCCGUGCUAUCAAUGCAAGAUGCCGAAGCUAUCCUGCUCAGGACGUCAAUCGGCUGCUUGGAAUCGCUGCUUCUCGCCCAGGAUGCCCCGUCUUGGGAGCUUACUGUGUCCCAGAUUGGACCUCGCCGCGCUGUCGCCGGCUUGCUCAAUCUUUCUCUGGACAACCGGCCCAAGAUACGAAAGCGAGCACAGGACGCUCUCAAAAAGGUCCUGAAGAAUCCCCCUCCUAGUCCCUCACUCGAUCAUCCGGCCGCCGAUAUGUGCGCGCAAACGGCGCUGAAGAACCUGGAGGACCUGGCUGGCAAGGCUGCCGACGCCCGCAAGGGCAAGAAAUCAUCUAAUACUGUUCACGACCCAGCCCUGAUCCAUGCGCUCCAAUUGGUCAAGACUGUGGCGACGGCGAGUGGCGGUUGGCCCAGCACAAAGAUUGAAUCUUUGUGUGAGUUGCUGCUGGGCAUCGCCAAGACGGGUAAUGAAUACAUGACCAUGGCUGGUUUCGAAAUAUUCGAGUUGAUAUUCGAGAGUAUGAGUGCCGAGGCUUCUUCAUCUAAGCUGCCACGGCUCAUGGAGAUUAUUUCAGAACUGCGCCCUGCUGCCAACGACACACAGCUUGUUCCGCCUUGGCUGGCUAUUCUGUCACGAGGAUUUGAUGUUUCUGCUCAGGUCGAGCCAGACGAGACUUUUGAAAAGUUGCCCGAGUUGUUUGCCAUGGUCGCACAAUUCCUCGAAUCACAUUCUGAAAACAUUCGGAUCUCAGCCUCAGAGUGUUUGGUGUCGUUCAUGGCCAACUGCAUUCCUCAGCAAGCUGUACUUGGACCAUCCAUAUACGAGGAAAAGAUCUUGGAUAAGAUAACAAAAACUGCCGAGGCUCUGCUUACCGUGCAGUACCAGGCUGCCUGGUUGCAGACUUUCGACGUGCUUGGCUCCAUGUUCACCUCUUUCCGAUGGCAGUCCUAUCCGAGAAUGAUGAACAUCACCAAGAUUAUCGGCGAAAUUCGCGAAAAUUCCUCGUUCCGAAACAAAAAAGAAGCCGAUGAACUUAUCGGACAGGCCGUGCGGGCCAUGGGACCCGAAGCAGUUCUCACUGCUCUUCCCCUCAACAUUAUCAAACCAGUCAAGGGACAGGGCGGAAGGGCAUGGAUGCUCCCCAUAUUGCGAGACUACGUUAGCAAUACUGAGUUGGACCACUUCAAGACUGAGAUGGUUCCACUGAGCGAGAUCAUGUUCCAGAAAGUUUUGGACCACGGCUCAGCCGACAAGACUAUGGAAAUCAAAAUUUAUGAGACAUUGGUGCAACAAAUCUGGGCGACGCUACCCGGGUAUUGCGAUCUUGCCAUAGAUGUUACUGAAGCCUUUGACCAGCGUUUUGCCGAAAUGCUCGCCAACCUCUUGUACAAGCAAGUUGAGCUACGAUUGGAUAUCUGUAGAGCUCUGAAGACCUUGAUCGAGUCAAACCAGGCUAUAGAGAGCAUAGGAGACACGGAGGAGGACUUCAUGCUCCAAAGCAGAGUCUCACGCGAGACCGCCCGGAAGAAUCUCACAUACCUCGGACAGUUUUCCGGCAACAUGCUUGCCGUCCUAUUUAACGUGUACACACAAACGCUCCCUCAAAGCAGAGGUCCGAUCUUACAAACCGUCAACGCUUUUCUCAGCAUCACGCCUCGCCAAGAGGUCGUAGACACUUUUGACCGAGUGAGCAAGAUGCUGGCAGCAGAGCUUGAAAACACACGGCAACCCGAGGAGAAGGACAAGGGUCCCAAGUCCAAGGACCACAUGCCAUCCACCGCCCAGACUCUGAUGGAUCUCGUCAUCACCAUGUCAACAUACCUCCCCCGAGACAGCUUCGCUGCAUUGUUUGAGAUUGCCGCCGUGAUUGUCUACAGAGAGCAUGAACCACAGCUACAGAAGAAGGCGUACAAACUUAUCCCUCGCCUGGCAACUUCUGACCUCGGCAAAACUGCUCUUCAGGCGCGAAACACUGAGUUGCAGCAGCUCAUUCUGUCCAGCUCCGAAAAGGUGUCUGCUCCAGCUCGACGCGAGCGACUGGCAGCCAUUUCCGCUCUUCUCCCGUUUGUCUCUGACGAGUCUCUCCACUUCAUUCCCUCGAUACUCAGCGAAGUUGUCAUCUGCUGCAAGGAAAACAACGAGCGUGCUCGAGAGACUGCCUACGACCUACUUGUGCAAAUAGGCCACCGCAUGAUUGCUGCCAACGGCGCCAAAAUCGACAACAGCAAAGUUCCUCACAUGCCCAACGGCGCACCGGCCGGAACUGCCAAUAUUGAGGAGUACCUCACCAUGGUCAGCGCCGGUCUCGCUGGUAGUACGCCUCACAUGAUUUCCGCCUCAAUCACUGCCAUCAGCCGUCUCCUCUACGAAUUCCGCUCCUCCCUGGCGGAGCAGACGCUCUCCGAUCUUGUCCAAACCAUGGAUCUCUUUCUCACCUCCAAUAAUCGCGAAAUCGUGAAGAGCUGUCUCGGCUUCGUCAAAGUCUGCGUCAUCAGCCUCCCCGUGGAGCUGAUGACCCCACGCCUAGCUACGCUCGUCCCCAACCUCAUCGUCUGGAGCCGCGAACACAAGGGUCACUUUAAAGCCAAGGUCAAGCACAUUCUUGAACGCAUGGUACGCCGUUUUGGCUAUGACCUCGUUCACAAGAAUUGCCCAGAGGCCGAUCGCAAGCUCAUCGUCAACAUCCGCAAGGCAAAGGAACACAGCAAGAAGAAGAAGGACGCUGCUCGUGCCGGUCGAGGUGAUGAUGCCAGUGAUGCUUCCAACGACGAGCAGUCCGGGAAGCGUCAAUAUGAGAACGAGUACGACCAAGCCCUGUACAGUAGCGACUCCGACGUUUCUGCCCCCUCAGAUGAUGGCGGUGCAGCGCCCCGACAGAAAAGGCCCCGAAAGGGCGGCAAGACGUACAUUAUUGAAGAUGACGAUGAGCCGCUCGAUCUGCUGGACAAGAAAGCACUCGCCAACAUCUCUUCCACCAAACCUCUCAAGAAUCGGCACCCCACCAAAUCCAAGCCCAGAUUCGACCCUGACGGCAAGCUCAUCCUCGGCGCGGACAGCGACCACGAAGCUGCCGCCGAAGAUGGCAUGGACAUUGACAAGCCCGGAACCUCGGGAGUGGGCGCCUAUGUCGCCGCUCUCAAGGGCAAAGACGCAGCGAAACGAGGCAGAGGCGGCAAGCUCAAGUUCUCAAAUCGCCGCUCCAAAGACGACGAUGACAUGGACGAGAUGGAUGAGGACGACGCCGCCAUGAUGAAAAACAAGAUUAGCCCCGGCCGGGCCGAUAGGGGGAACAGGUUCCGCGGUAGAGGGGCCAUGAGAGGUGGACGUGGUGCGCAAGGCGGACGAAGUGGCAAGGGGAGUAUCUCAGCGGGGCGAAGAGGGUUAGGCAUUGAAAAGAGACGGGGUGCUCCGGCGCAAGGCAUUGGAAAAAGUAGGAGGGGGCGGAAUUAA
This is a messenger RNA of Metarhizium album ARSEF 1941, 3756 nucleotides long. RefSeq names its product ribosomal RNA-processing protein 12. Lineage: Eukaryota; Fungi; Ascomycota; Sordariomycetes; Hypocreales; Clavicipitaceae. The transcript has 2 exons. The coding region runs from base 1 to 3756 and encodes 1251 amino acids. The record is from RefSeq and is a predicted model, not a curated record.